AUGGAUAUCUUUCGGAUUCUAACCCGUGGGGCUUCAUUGAAGAAGUCCAAGAAUGAUACCAUCAAACAUGCAAAGGCACAAACAACCUCUCAACAAAGGAAAGAACAAUCUAUGCAACAUCAAGUUGACAAGGAAACUGAUUUCUUUCAUACUAGAAAACAUACUAUAAUUGAAGAUGAAGACUCUAAAAUUGGAAAUGAAGAAGAUGAGGAUCUGGUGGCACCUCCACCCAAAAUUGCAAACGAAGAAGAUGCGGCAAAGUUACGUAGAUCUUAUAAAUCAAAGGUUACUGGAUCAGAUGUUCCAUUACCAAUUGGAUCGUUUGAAGAUUUAAUUAGUAGAUUCCAUUUGGAUAAGAAAUUACUUUCUAAUCUUUUAGAAGCUGAUUUUGUUGAACCAACCCCUAUUCAAUGUGAAUCCAUUCCUAUUUCCUUGGAACAAAGAGAUUUGAUUGCAUGUGCCCCUACAGGGUCUGGUAAGACUUUAGCCUUCCUCAUCCCACUUGUACAAGCAGUAUUAGACUCCCCAAAGACAUCCAAGCUUCAUGGAAUCCGUGGGUUGGUUAUUUCUCCAACCAAUGAAUUGGCAGUACAAAUUUUCCAUGAAUUGGAAACAUUAUCUAAAUCUAAAAAGGAUCUUAAAGUGGCCAUUCUUUCCAAACAAUUGGCUAACAAGAUUAACAAUAACAUUAUUAAUGCUAGUAAGUAUGACAUCAUUGUUUCUACCCCACUUCGUUUGAUUGACGUUGUUAAAAAUGAAAAAUUAGACUUAUCAAAAGUAGAAGAAUUAAUUAUUGAUGAAGCCGAUAAAUUAUUUGAUCAAGGAUUUGUGGAACAAACCGAUGAUAUUUUAUCUAAUUGUACUCAUAAGAAGUUGAGAAAAUCCAUGUUCUCCGCUACCAUCCCAUCAGGGGUUGAAGCUAUGGCACAAUCGAUUAUGAAGGAUCCAGUAAGAGUAAUUAUUGGUCAUAAAGAAGCAGCCAGUAAUACCAUUGAACAAAAAUUGGUAUUUACAGGUAAUGAAGAGGGUAAAUUACUUGCCAUCAGACAAAUGAUUCUGGAAAGUGAAUUUAAACCACCAAUUAUCAUUUUCUUACAAUCGAUCACAAGAGCCAAGGCAUUAUUCCAUGAACUUUUGUAUGAUAAGCUCAAUGUAGAUGUGAUUCAUGCUGAAAGAAGUCCUAAGCAAAGAGAAGAUGUAAUUAAAAGAUUUAAAAACGGGGAUGUUUGGGUAUUGAUUACCACUGAUGUUAUUGCUAGAGGUGUUGAUUUCAAAGGAGUUAAUCUUGUGAUAAAUUAUGAUGUUCCACAAUCUGCACAAGCAUAUGUCCAUAGAAUUGGUAGAACCGGUAGAGGUGGUAAGAGUGGUAAGGCUGUGACAUUUUUCACCAAGGAGGAUGAAAAGGCUAUCAAGCCAAUCUUAAACGUCAUGAAACAAUCUGAUUGUAAAGAAGGAUACAGUGAAUGGAUGGAAGAUCUUGAUAAAUUAUCAAAGAAUGAAAAGAAGAGUAUUAAACAACAUUCAAUCAAGAGAAAACAAAUCAGUACUGUACCAAAGGUGAUCAAACAAAAGAAGCGUCAAAGAGCAGAAAUGAUUGAAGGAUCAAAAAAGAGAAAGUAUGAAGGAGAUAAUAAGAAGGAAAGAAAGGAGAAGAAAGAAGAAGAAACCGAGUAG
Messenger RNA from [Candida] anglica, 1674 nucleotides. Lineage: Eukaryota; Fungi; Ascomycota; Pichiomycetes; Serinales; Debaryomycetaceae. The record is from the annotation of a GenBank genome assembly.